AUGACAUUUCCAAUAACAUAUUUAUCGUAUUUUAGAACUAGCGAUUAUUCUCUAUCUAAUUCUGCUGAGAAUUAUAAUUUUAAUAAUAGCUUAUUUAGCAAUAACGACAAUUAUGUAGAUAGUGAAGAUGAUAUAAAUACAUCAGGUCAUUAUAAGCUUCUGAUCCUAAUUACAUCAAAAAUAGAAGAAUAUCAUCAUCGUAGACUAUUGCGAAGGAUCUUAUUUGGCAUCGAAGAUAAUUUAGUACCUUGUAUGAAAUAUGACACAAGUAUUUAUUACAGGUUUUUGAUUCCUCCGUAUAACGUUAAUAAAAAAACAUACCGAAGUUUUGUGAGUGAAAGCGUGGAGUAUAAUGAUAUUGUUGAAUUUCAACAUUUGUUACAUUCGAAUUAUACUCAAGAAACUAUUCUUGAUUGGACUCAAUCGUUAAAAAAUUCAAACAUAUCGUUUGAUCAUGCUGUACUUCUUGAUGAUUAUUCCAUAAUAAGUCUCGCAAAACUUAAAAUGGCCCUUGUUUCUUAUAAUCACUCUCCAACUAAGCUUCAAAACAUCGUAUGGAGUAACUUUGAUGAUUCAUCCGUUGAUGAUAUGUUUGUAAUUCUUGGUAGUAAAGCUAUUUCCACGAUCCUAGCCAACAAAGAUCUCUUUUAUAACACUGAUAACCGAAACAUAGCGACUCAAGCCUAUUUUUAUAAUAAAAAUGAACGUCAAUCUCUUUCAAAUAACUGGAGUGACUUAUUUUUUGUUAAUGACAAUAAAAGGUUUAUUACAUUUCCUAGUAGCUUAGAUUAUAUUCCUCGAGAUUCUACAAUAGCGGUUAGAAAACUAUACUCAAAGCAUGAGCUCUUAUCAGUUUCCAAAUAUCUAUUAAUUUCACCGGUAUCAGCUUGUCAACAGCAUAUUCCAUCAUCAAUAGCUAUAGUAACAAGCUCUUAUUUCCAUGACCGUUUAAGUAAUUGCACACCACCAAUGCUAGAUGUAGCCUAUAUGACGUCAGAAAACAAACGAAACUAUGCUCAAAGACAUGGAUAUGCAUUUGUUCCAAGAUCCUUGGAAUUUCAACCUUAUCAAUCUUAUAAUCGCAAAUUGAAGAGUCGGGGAAGGAUUGAAGCUGUGAAAAAAGUUUUACCUCAUUAUGAAUGGGUACUUUGGAUUGAUAAUGAUGCAAUUAUUACAAAUCAUGAAAUUUCUAUUCAAAAUUUAUUUAAUCGAUUUUAUCAACUUGCGAUAUCUAAAAAAAAGAAAAAGCAUAAAGCUAGUAAAACUAGUGCAAAAAACCGUACUAAUGAAAAUGUGAGCAAUACUCUUAAUAAGAGGAAUGAUGAAAAAUAUUAUUAUGACGAAGGUGUGUCCAGACCUAAAAAAGAUACUAUGCUUAAUGCUGGUGUGUUUUUAAUUAGAAAUUCAAAUUGGAGUUUUGAAUUUUUAAAAAGAGUACAAACAAUAAAAGAUAUGCACAAUGAUAAAAAGACUGAACAAGCAUCUAUGUGGAAACUCUUAAAGAAACAUCCUACUUUGAGAGAUCAUACAUUGUUGCUUCGUGAUGAUCACAUAUUUAAUACAUUUCCUGAUGUUUGGCAAAAAGCUGAUUUUGUUCUUCAUUAUGCCUCUGAUACAUGUCCUGCUAAAUUUAUGCUGGAUUAUUUUAAAAAGAAUAAGGAUUAA
Dentiscutata erythropus is the source of this 1665-nucleotide messenger RNA. The record is from the annotation of a GenBank genome assembly. Lineage: Eukaryota; Fungi; Glomeromycota; Glomeromycetes; Diversisporales; Gigasporaceae.